Pocillopora meandrina is the source of this 2878-nucleotide messenger RNA. NCBI's taxonomy places the organism in Eukaryota, Metazoa, Cnidaria, Anthozoa, Scleractinia, Pocilloporidae. The record is from the annotation of a GenBank genome assembly.
AUGGGAACACCAUCGUUAAUAGAAAGCAAAUAUAUUCCCCGCAUCAUGAAAAAAGUGAGUUUUUACCAAAAACUUCAGUUUAGCUGGUGAUCGCCUCUGGUCACGAAACUUGAAGGGCGGUUCAACAGGUUUAGAUGAAAGGUUAGCGGAGAGAGUUUUUCCCAUUAAAUUUUUUCAAUCUCAAAGUCCCAACACACCUGGAAGAAGAUCGAAGAAAUCAGCAAACAAGGUAAGGGUGUUGCUCUAUCCAGUUGAAAUGGUCUCUCAAAAUCUCACUCGAAAACCUUACGGUUAAUAAGGGUUACUGAAUGGCAGAAUGGCAGAGUCUUUAUUUCUCCGUGGUUCCAUAUUUUAACAGAAGAUUUGUCAUAGAUUACUGCAGAAUUAACGAUAAGCACAAAUCACCGGCAAAAUUAUUAUUUUAUUAUUAUUUUAUAAUAAAACUAUUUUGAAAAUAUUCCUGCAAACUAUCGGGCGUGCAUCAACGAUUUUAUUAGGCGAAUAUGGGAUAUCAUUUCGAAAGUCGUGAAAUAUUUGCUCUUAUUUGUUCACAAAUCGAUCUAUUUCCAAGAUAGAGAAAUUUCUAUGAUGUCGAAGGAUGCUCGUUCAGUUUAUCAUAUAGCUUGUUAUUUGCGAUACUUCCAGCAAGCGCAUUGAUAACCAGAAAUUAAAUUUGAUGAGUAAAGAUGUUAAUUCUUCUUUACAAGACAUUGAGAACCUCUCAUGUUCCUCUUUAGACCACAGCUUUCCUUCUCUUUCUACGUGUAAAAAAAUGGGAAGAAAUUUAACAAAAAUGUCAAAAUCAAUUACAAGGGCAAUCCACUCCUGUCUUGAUUCACUCGAAGGUUGUCCCUUUGUUUAGUGGGCAAUGUAGCAAAAACUUUGUGUCAAAUUUUUUAGAAAUUGUCAGAGGGGGCAACCCUUCGGUACCCAAGCGUAUUGGCUGUAAAGUAUUAAGGUUCUCUUUCUCAAAAAGCUAACAAAAUUGGAACAAAGAAAAACCGACGAUGCUUUUUAAUAUCUGAUGUGCAUUUCCACUUAGCCUUUUUGCGGCUUAUUAGUAAGAAAGACAAAGCCCAAGCCGAGGAAAGACUAAUUUGUUUACCAAGCGGUGAAAGUUUAAUUAAAAUCCUAGGUUCUUAUUGCCAAUAGAACAAUUGGCACACAAAGAAAUGUAACUUUAGAAGUUCAUGCGUAAUCAAAACUACACUUACAAAUUGUUUCUCACAGGAUGGGAAGAUUGAUUUUGUUUUUCUUAGACCAGAUGGCGGCGUAAGAAAGAUACUUUGUCACUGCGAAAGUGAGGGAGGAGUUUUAAAUCAAAUGCCUUCUAGAUAAUGGGAGUAGAAGAGCUUGUUUCAUUAUGAUAAAGGUGUCACUUCUCGCUUGAAAAAGUGUAACACAGAAACCUUCGGAUCCCCUCUCGGCCACACUAACAUUGCAAACCAGACAGCGUUUAGAGACAAGGGGUGAAAAAACAUUACGGGAGCAAAAUCGCAAUCAUGGAAACGAAAUAUCUAAUUAGUUUUUUUUCAAGCUAAAGAAAUUUAACAAAACGAUUCCUAGCCAUUCAGUUCUAUUAACAGGUGUGAAAGCCACGAGGAAUGAUUUUCAACAAGGAUUAGGAUACAGUGGGGGAUGGAAAACUUCUUGCUAGGAAAAUGUUAUAACGAAUAUAGAAUGUUCUGAACGGUUUCAUUUAAGGCCAUCGAAAUCUUAUUGUUGUAUUCUCUCUCGCCUUAUUUCAGUUCCCAUAGCAAGUUUGACAAUGGGGAACGAUUUGCAGGUUAAUUCAACCUUUACCCCAAGAAAUGACUCCAACACUACCAACACUACCGGCGGCUACACUCCUACAGAUCCUGUACCUCUGUUCAGGCAGCCUCAGGAGGCGAGCACCGUCUGGGCUCAAUUAAAAGUUCUUGCCUGUAUCAGUUCUCUAGCUUUUCUCCUCAACCUAGUCUUUAUCAUAGUAACGUCGAUAAGACUCAGAACUGUACCAUACAUGUUCAUCCAAAAUUUCAUGGUUAUCGACAUUGUCAGUGCCUUGGUAACAGCCGGACCUUGGGCUACAGGUGUUUGGGUCGAUUCUUUCGGGCUGGGAAUGAUACCGUUCUUAUGUCGCAUCCAGGGAUUCUUCCACAACACUCUGGCAACAGUGUUCCUUGCAACAGUCGCUCUCAUUGCGAUAAGCCGAUUCCUGUAUGUCAAGUCCCCGAGUGCCUACUGUAUGUUUUUCAUCAACAAGCCCGUUGUCCGUCUACUGAUGUUCACGAUCUGGUUCGGUGCAGGUUUCCUGGCGUCUCCACCCUUGAAUCCAAACACAUGGGGAGCCUAUGACAAGUUUGAAGGAACAUGCUGGCUGUCUUGGGAGAAGGGCAACCUCGCCACCCUUUCCUACUCUACUUUUCAUACUCUGAUCACUCUCGGCCCUGCAAUUUUCUUCACUAUUCUGGCGAUCACCGUAACCAUCCUGCAAAAGAACUCCAUCCACCCUACGCCGAAGGUAUCCUCCAUGCCGGUGAGCACCCAGCCAAGACUGCCAACCCCGACACCUGCAAUGGCUGGGUCUUUCAGGGGAGGAACCCACCUCCUCAACUUGGAAGUGCUGCACGUCUCGUGCGCCUUGUUUCUGUUGUACCUGAUCCUUUGGAGUGCCAUUACCGCCGUGGAAUCUCUCUUAAUCGUAGAUUGGCGUAAUGUGGAUUACAGGGUGGUGAUUGUCUUAACCUUCCUGUAUCAGAGCCGGAGCCUAUUUCAUCCAUUCUUCUACAUCUUUCUGAGUGCAGAGAUCAGAAAUUCGUUUGCAAGGUGUACAAGCAAGGAGUACAAUGCCACUCUGUCGCAGUCCGUAACAAACAUCCAAGCCUCUGGACAGUGA